This is a messenger RNA of Babesia bovis T2Bo, 1232 nucleotides long. RefSeq lists its product as uncharacterized. Bases 121 to 1224 code for a protein of 367 amino acids. The record is from RefSeq and is a predicted model, not a curated record. NCBI's taxonomy places the organism in Eukaryota, Apicomplexa, Aconoidasida, Piroplasmida, Babesiidae. The transcript is spliced from 6 exons.
GUUGACAAACUGUUUUGCUUAUGAACAAUAAUAACGUCAAUGUAUUGUCGCCUAUAAAGUAAUAUAUGUUGCUAGUUACUAUAUAAUAAUAUAAAUAGUCUGUAAGACAGACGAACGCAAAUGAUUCUGCGGUUUUUACGUAUCUCAAAGAGGUUCUACAAUCCGCCAACUAAAAAGUCAUGGAGUAAACAACAUCCUGAUUUCCGCACGAGACGUCCGUUGGUUGAACCGUACAACCUUGGGAGGCUCCAUCCAGAGAAGGAAUGGUGGAAGCUACCAAAGAAGGGCUUGAGCCCAUCUACCUUCAUGGGAUUUCCAGAUGUAGCACAUCUAGAAAAGCGUGGAGGUUCACUCUAUGCAAAUCUUAUGGACGGCAACACAUUGUCUAUGGUGAUCUACAGGGCCAUACAGCAUGAUGUCAAAGAUGCGCAAAUAUGGCACAGUUUAACUAGACAAGCACUGAAGCUUGCAAUGUCACUUGAUCCAUAUGUGGUAUCACUCCUUUUCCUCUACCUUUCGAGAAGUAACUGGUACGACCAUCAGUUCAUUGUUACAUUCACCGGUCGCAUAUUAGCAACCCUCAGUGAAUUCACCAUUGUUGAAUGUGCUAACGUAUUGAUGGCUAUGGAGAAUACAAAGUUUUUUCACGAAAAGACACAAAAACAUGUCAUUCAACAUGCCGAAUCGUUAUGUUUAUCAGAUAUUAGAUCGAUAACAGUUGAUGACGCAUUGAAAUUAUUGGCAGUGAUUAAACAAGACAUGAUGGGAGUUGACAACAUACUGGUUGCUCUAGGUGAAAUAGUGGAAGUGUCUGACAUAUCCACAACGGAUGAAAUGGUCCUAAUACAAUCUAUGGAAGCGUUGUGCAAUAUCCGUGACCGAGUAGACAGAUUAUGUGUUACAAGAAUCUUUGAUGAAUUGUGCAACAGAUUGGAAGCUGAUAAAAUAUGUAAUCAUGCAAGAAAUAUUGCUAUAUUACAGACAAUGGCAUGUUUCCAUUAUCGCAGGCCUAUGGCCAUUGAACUUAUACAACAAAGGCUACAUAAUAACGUUCAUACGGCAAAUACACUUGAAAUGUGUCAGUAUAUGUACUUUUCAACAGUAACAGAUCGAUGUCUUCCCAGUGAUGACGUAUACAGCAAUUUAUCAAUCCGAUGUGUCAGACAGCGUUGGUCUAUAUGUGUAAUGUAUCUAUUGCCUAUGCAGAUGCACUCAAGAAUAUAGAACAAUUU